AGCAGUUGACGUUUGAGGUUUCUUUUUUCCAUUUUUCUCAUCCCGCCUUUCUCUCUCUCUGAAAACCCUAAGCCCUCUCGGCUUCUUCCUCUCUGACACCGGAGUUUGCUCUGGCCAGAUUGAUAAUCUGUACCAAGACAUUUCACAAGUUCGCUGGUUACCCGAAGCGAGACUAGAUCACAGUCGGAAAAUGGCAGAUAUUGAUCUUCCUUCUAGGCUUUUUGCAGACAGAGAAGAACCUGCCGGUGAUCGGGUUAACAUGUCUCUGAUUAGGCCACCUCCCGGUGUGACGCCUUACUGGUUUACCCUUUUCGGUGGGGAAAAUUAUUUCACCGGCGAGAUGUUGUUGUCGAAGCUGCAGAAAUCUAAGGCUUUAACCAGCGAAUUGCGGGUUAAGUAUGCAUGCUUGUUGCUGGUAGAUGGAUUUCUUGGUCGGCGCUCGUUCCACAUGAUGAUUCCGAGGGAGCAUGUUGAGAUGAUUCGGGAUUUGGAUGUGUUUUUGAAAUAUCCCUGGGGUCGGUACAGUUUUGAUAUGACGAUGCAAUGCAUUAAGUCUAGAUCUUUACUUCAAUUGGCUCAGGCCACUGUUGCCAUCCAAGGUUUUAUACACGCUUUGGUCCUUGUAUUUGUGGAGGCUAUUCCGGCCGUUCUUUCAGUAGGUUGUGAUAGAACCGAACCGGAAUCCGACGAUGAAGAAAUGUUCCAUGUAAUUUCUUUGAAAUUAGAUAAAGUGUGGGAAUUGGAUGGAGAAGAUCAGGUCGAUGUUCUGUCUAUCAUACCUUCGGCUGAUGUUGUCACCGGGGUGGAAGAUUGCGGUUGGGUUGAUGAGGUAAGUGACCCCAGUGUUCACGUAUUGUUAAAGCGCCUUGAAGAAGGUGUCAAGUCCAGCCGUCAGAUGUUUGUUGGUGGUAUUAGAGGUUGGGGUCAAUGAUUCGAGGGACAACUCUCCGCUGCACCCGUUGUCUUUC
Arabidopsis arenosa is the source of this 968-nucleotide messenger RNA. NCBI's taxonomy places the organism in Eukaryota, Viridiplantae, Streptophyta, Magnoliopsida, Brassicales, Brassicaceae. The record is from the annotation of a GenBank genome assembly.